CCCUUGCACACCUUCCAAUUUCCUCCACCCAUUUGCAUAUAUAAUGACCCAAGGAAGCCCGUGGAAAUUUAACAAGGUUGUGAUUGCGCCGCCACUUACACCGGCAGAGAGAGAAAGCUACGGCCUCCAUACAACUGACGUGUUGGAGCGAUUCGGGAUGUACGUGCACCUUCAAUCCGGCUUGAUUGUCGUCCACUGCUUGGGUAACAAGUCGUUUUCCAUCCGCUACAGCAGACAUGACUUGGGGCUUGUACUCCGUUUGGGGUUGUCGCUUUUUGCGCAUGACACAUCGAUUGAGGACCUAGAGAACGAGUGGGUGACCCUUUCUGGGCAGACUGGUGUGUUUUUUCCGUUGCAGGUUGAUCCUGCGGCGUUUAACGCUGAGCUUAAGUAUCCGUUGCCUUUGCUUGCGGUAAACAAGGGUGCUAUCGAUGCAGCUACGCGCGAGAGUUUUUCCAAAGACGCCGAGUUUUGGAAGGCGUUUGAUGAAGCACCAAAGAGUUUUGCUUUUCAGACGUUGUAUACAUUCUCUAGCAAUCCUAUUUCUAUUUUUGUACAGGAUGCCGGGACUGCUCCCGCCCCGACUCCUGCCCCUGCUCCUGUCCCUGCUCCAAAGCGCACGAUGAUGAUGGUCUUGGAGGAGCUCAGUGACGACGAAACGCGGUCCAAGCGCGAGAGAAAACCCUCCAGACGCUUCAACUCAGAAACUCCGACAUCCCCGGCCGAACCAAUCUCUGCGCGCGCCGCACGUGCGAAGCGCAAUGCCGAAGAAGAAUACGUACCUGACGUGUCCAAGGAGGCCAAGUUCAAGAGCUCGGCUACCGAAACCUUCCGCCCCAUCUACAAGGAGUCGCGUUCGGCGUUUGACAAAGCAUCCCUCAUGUUUUCCUGGCGCUCGUUCCCGAACACGUCUUUCCCCGCGGAAUUGGUCCGACGCACGUACAACCAGCUUCUCAGAGACGUCAAUGUGAUUCUUGAGAUUUCGUUUCCAAAGUUGUACAACCAUAAGUACAUGCCCGACUACGAGCGGAUGUUUGCGCCAGAGUCCAUGUCGUACUAUCAGGAUAACGCGGCGCGCAUCAACAAAGACAAGUACGACUUGCUUUCGGCGAAUGCGGACCUAACUGGAAUCAACAGCAUCCGCGAGGGCUCUGAGCUGUUUGCGGUCGAGAUACAUAAUAUUCUAGCCACGCGCAUCUUUCUCCUUAUGUCGUUUGGGGGCUUCUUUGCGCCGUCGGCUAAAGAGCUUGACACCAUGAACUGGGAGUAUGCCACGUCGCAGCACUAUGUGGCCGAUACUCUCGUGAUUACCGGUCCCGUGGGCAGUAACUGCGUGGGGGUGGUUCCUGAAAAGGCAAAGAAUGCGGUGCUUUUCUGGCUCUUUGUGAUCAAGCCAGCUGUCUUGCACCACUAUACGGCGCGUGAGCAGCUGGCGGAGGUGGCCAUCUACCGCAACCACUUUUUCGCGCGCGACAACGAAUGGAAGCGCAACUUGUUCUUGUACCACUGCCUGACGGUCUUGCGGCGCUACCACAAGUGGAAACUUCUGAAUAUCGAGAACCUUUCGCUCAGCUUCGCCAACUUGCUUGUGCUGAACAUUGCCGAUGCGUUUUUACCGGCAACGGGCGAGGUUGUGCUUCCCGAGCCGUUUGCGCUGACGAUUCCCGGCGCCGCCGAGCUCAUUGUCCGUCUGAGGCACUUGCAGCUGAUCUGGGAGUCUGAGGCGCCGCUUCAAAGCUUUGUGAGCGACGAUGUGCAGUCGACAGAUGAGGAUGAAGUGGAGAUAGAGGCGAAGGAAAAAAUAAAGGAGGAGGUGAAGGAAAAAAUAAAGGGAGAGGCAAAGGAGGCAAAGGAGGAGGGUGAGGAAAAGAAAGGGAAGGGAGAAACAAAGGAAACAGAAGAGGAGGCCGAGGCAAAUGAAACAAAAGAGGAGGCUAAGGCAAAGGAGGGGGCUGAAGCAAAGGAGGGGUCUGAGUCAAGGGAAGAGGUGAAGGAGGAGGUGGAGGAGGUGAAGGAGGAGGCGAAGGAAGAGGUAAACGUUGUCACGGAAAUGAAGAAAGAGGGUAUUUAGGAUUAUGCCUGAGAUUUCAGGUGCUUUUUGAUAAGCAACAAGUUAUAGGGCGAUCACUGGGAAUCACCUUAAUCAUACGACAAAUGUUCCUGUACGAAGUUUUCGGAAACAGCCUGAUCAAUGCGAAUUUAAGCAUUUUGUUAGACAAGGAUGUCAAAUAGAUUCUCAACGAACUUUUAUCGAUCUUAUAAUACUGUACGUAAAACGCAAGAGUCAUAUGAGCCUCGCA
Molecule: messenger RNA, 2300 nt
Organism: Babjeviella inositovora NRRL Y-12698
Lineage: Eukaryota; Fungi; Ascomycota; Pichiomycetes; Serinales
Exons: 1
Coding region: 44-2071 (675 amino acids)
Source: RefSeq, a predicted model, not a curated record